AUGGCCAAAUUCCCAGAAAUCGAGGGCGGCGGCUCUCUGAUGCUCGCCUGGCAGAUCCGCAACAAGCUGGUGCUGAUGGUUGGCGGCGGCGAGGUAGCCGCCGGUCGCAUCCUGAACCUUCUCAAUUCAGACGCAAAAGUCCGUCUUAUCAGCCCUCGCUCCGGUCUCAAUGAUGAAGUCGCCCACCGUGUCGAACAAGGCCUUGUGGAAUACAUCGAUCGUACCUUUGAGCCCUCGGACCUCGAUGAUCCAAACAUCGCAAUGGUCAUGACUGCAAUCGACGACCCGGAAGCCUCGACCAUGAUCUGGAAGCUGUGUAAAGAGAAGAGAAUUGUUGCAAACAUUGCAGACGUGCCGCCAGAGUGCGACUUCUACUUCGGUAGCCAGUACAGAGAUGGCCCUCUACAGAUCAUGGUCAGCACCAGCGGAAACGGUCCUAGGAUGGCAAACAUCGUGCGCAGGAGAAUUGCUGCUAGCUUACCGCCCAAAAUGGGCGAGGCUAUCAAGAAGGUGGGAGCUCUGAGAAAGAAGCUCAGAGUCGUGGCUCCCGGCAAUGAAGAGGGACCCAAGAGAAUGAAGUGGAUGAUCAAGGUCUGCGACAAAUGGUCUCUCGAGGACUUUUGCACAAUGGAGGAGCGCGACAUGGAGGCACUGCUCGAGAGUUAUGCGCCAGACGUUGUUCCUACCUUUGAACAAGUUAGAUUGGGUGAAGACCCAGAUAUCUGGGAGUUCGAUGGCUCCUUUGGUUUCGCUGUCUAG
Aureobasidium subglaciale EXF-2481 is the source of this 759-nucleotide messenger RNA. RefSeq lists its product as uncharacterized. Gene Ontology annotation, biological process: siroheme biosynthetic process. NCBI's taxonomy places the organism in Eukaryota, Fungi, Ascomycota, Dothideomycetes, Dothideales, Saccotheciaceae. The record is from RefSeq and is a predicted model, not a curated record. Gene Ontology annotation, molecular function: precorrin-2 dehydrogenase activity; protoporphyrin ferrochelatase activity. The transcript has 3 exons. The coding region runs from base 1 to 759 and encodes 252 amino acids.